Molecule: messenger RNA, 1881 nt
Organism: Rubroshorea leprosula
Lineage: Eukaryota; Viridiplantae; Streptophyta; Magnoliopsida; Malvales; Dipterocarpaceae
Source: the annotation of a GenBank genome assembly
CUUCUAGGUUUAUUGGAUCUUGAACUGGGUUUUGUCUUUUCUUGCGGUCAAUAGCUUGGCUUGUUUGUAUCGGUUGGGGCUGUAGAGAAGGAAGAGCGCGGUUUCAGUUCAUGGGUAUGACUUUAACGAGCUUGGGAUGCGGUGUUGGAGACUGCUCCAUUAAGGUUUUUCGCACGUACCCAUUUACUGAUUUGGUUUGUUCUGAAAUUGGUUGUUGUUCAAUUUUGUUUUCCUGAUGUCUGAUUGUAUAUGAAUGCCAACAAUUUUGUCUGUUAUACUUCGAAGGAGAGAACGAUGAUACUGUGAUUUUGGGGGUUGAAAUUGCUUUGUGCUCUGUAUGUUGUUUGUUCUAUGGGUAAUUACAAGAAACCCCGUUUGAAAGAUGCAGCUCUUAGUCGCUUAAUCUCUUUGGUUUUAGUCACUUUGCUAGCUGUUCUGCUGUUGGUUUGUUCAUUAAGAACAUCGCCUGAGAUAGCUUUGAAUGAUUUUGAUGAUGAAUGGAAUGAAAGUUAUAAUUCUUCAGAACUUGAAAAAUCUGGUCUUCCCUUGCAGAAUGAGCUUUCAAUCAAAUUGGAAAGGCAAAAUAGGUUGCCACCGAGAAAUUUAGAUCUAUAUCCUAAUUUAGCAAAGGAUCAUAUAACCAUUGUUUUGUAUGUGCACAAUAGGCCUCAGUACCUCCAGGUGGUUGUUCAGACAUUGUCACAAGUAGUAGGCAUUAGUGAGACUCUACUCAUCGUUAGUCAUGAUGGAUUCUUUGAGGAAAUGAAUAAGAUCGUGGAAGGUAUCAAAUUUUGUCAAGUGAAACAAAUUUUUGCUCCUUAUUCACCCCAUGUUUUUUCCGAGUCCAACAGUUUUCCUGGUGUAUCAUCAAAUGACUGCGAGGGCAAGGAUGAUGCAGCAAAAAAGCCUUGCUCAGGGAAUCCUGAUCAAUAUGGAAACCACCGAUCUCCAAAAAUAGUGUCCCUGAAACAUCAUUGGUGGUGGAUGAUGAACACAGUGUGGGAUGGGCUGGAGGAGACAAGGGAGCACUCCAGACAUAUUCUUUUUAUAGAAGAGGAUCACUUCAUUUUUCCCAAUGCAUAUCGCAACCUCCAGAUUCUUGUCUCAUUGAAGUCUAAGAAAUGUCCUGAUUGCUAUGCUGCAAAUUUAGCUCCUUGUGAUGUGAAUUCAAGAGGAGAAGGAUGGAAUAGUUUGGUUGCAGAGAGAAUGGGCAAUGUGGGUUAUUCUUUUAACCGAACUAUUUGGAGAAAGAUCCACAAGAAGGCAAAAGAAUUUUGUUUCUUUGAUGAUUACAACUGGGAUAUAACAAUGUGGGCAACUGUUUAUCCUUCAUUUGGUAGUCCAGUUUACACAUUGCGGGGUCCUAGGACUAGUGCUGUUCACUUUGGGAAGUGUGGUUUGCAUCAGGGCCAAGGGCAGAGCGGUGCUUGCAUGGAUAAUGGGUUAGUAAAUAUCCAAGUACAAGACAUUGAUAAGGUUCCUACUAUAAGAUCAGAGUGGGAUGUGCAUGUUUACGAGCAUCAGCCAGGGUAUAAAGCUGGAUUCAAAGGUUGGGGAGGCUGGGGAGAUAACCGAGAUCGUCAGUUGUGCUUAAAUUUUGCUCGAAUGUAUCAUUUGUUUAACGUAUCUCCUUCACCGUGAAAAGUGGAGUCUUCUGCAUUUAGUUAUGAUGUCAUCAAUAGAUGUGUUGUAUUUGUCACAUUGUGCAACUCGAGUCUUGAUAUUAGUUUUCCAAAUUUAGCCUAAAAGAAACAGAUUUCUUAUCGAGCAAAGUGGAGUCUUCUGCAUUUGUAUUUGUAUUGAGACACGUAUACGAGCUGGUCAUGUAUGCAAACAAAUAUUUCUCCUUUGUAGAAUUGCAAAUAAUUGUGUGCUCUUGUC